UCACUUCCCCGCUCGGUGCCCGGGCCGGGUCCGGCCCGCCCUCCCGGACCGCCAUGGGGAGCCGCGGGCAGGUUUUAAAGGUUUUUAAGUUGUUACACCGAACACGGCAAGAAGUUUUUAAAAAUGAUACCAGAGCCCUUGCAGCUGCAAGACAAAAGAUAAAUGAAGAAUUCAGAAAUAACAAAGAUGAGACAUCUGAGGAGAAGAUAAAUGAGCUUCUGAAAAUAGCUUCGGAUGUUGAAGUGAUUCUUAGAACUUCUGUUAUUCAGGCAAUUCAUACGGAUUCUGACAAAAUAGUGCUCGUACCCAGGAAAGAUCUUCUACAAGACAACACUCCUUACUUAGAUAAACCCACAAAAAAGCAAGAAUCCUGAGGAAAAUACGCCCCCUCUCCCCAGAAAGUUAAUAUUCUGUAAUGACAUCUGUCACAAUCAACCAACAGUGUAUCCCUGUUUUGAAGCUAAAUUUUGAAAACAGGAAAACUGGUAACAAACCAGAGGCUGAAGCCAACUCGCCGUUUUUAUUGAGUGCUGUGAUACCAUCGUGCGCUUCUUCUGUGGAAGCCACUAAUAUUUCUACAGAACUUAAAAGUACGCUGCUGGAUUGUGUUACUUCAGGCAGGAAUAUUUCUCGUUAUGACAGCUGUCAGACAGAGAUUGUUUCCUAGCAAUCCGGAGUUUGUCAGAGCUAAACAAAAAUGAAAUGCAGUUCUUAAUCCUGAUAAUAUUUAUUUGUAAGUUUCUUGUUGAUCAUAGGCUUCUUUGAAGUAAUGAAAAAACGUCCUGUGGCAUGUGCCGUAAAAUUUAUACUUUGCACUGAAAGCAUGAUUUCUGAAGUGGUCAUUAAUUGUACACUAAUAUCCUGAGAUUCUUGAGAGAGUUCUUAAGGGUUAUCUGAAUAAAUUAUUUUUAUUUUACAAACAGAA
Molecule: messenger RNA, 925 nt
Organism: Myiozetetes cayanensis
Lineage: Eukaryota; Metazoa; Chordata; Aves; Passeriformes; Tyrannidae
Gene: LYRM7
Product: LYR motif containing 7
Exons: 5
Coding region: 54-374 (106 amino acids)
Biological process (GO): mitochondrial respiratory chain complex III assembly
Source: RefSeq, a predicted model, not a curated record